AUGUUAUUAAUAACAUUAUAUAAAGCGAUUAAUAGUACUGAUGAAUAUAAAUUUUCAAAUUUUGAUUUAAAACCAAAUUUUGCAAUAUUAAAUUCAACAAGUACAAUGAAAUUCUUAUGUACAAAAUACAAAGAUGAUAAUCUUGAUUUUGAUAUUAGUUUAGUACCAACAAUUUCUUCAGAUAAUUUAAAAAUCUAUAAAAAUCAUCUUAAUAAUACAGCUAUGGAAAUUUUUAUUCAAUCAUCAGGUUAUAUUGGUAUUCUUAAUUUAAUUUGUUCACCAGUAAACAAUAAAAGUAUAGGUGUUCGAUCAGAUAUUAUCGUUGGUACGUCACCUGAUCUAAUUAAACGUAAAAGAAACUGUAUUGUACAUGACAAUAAAUAUAUUGAGUGUAAAAUUCAUACACCAGAAAUGGUAUCUGCUAUUCAUCAUAAACAUCCAUAUGAUUUUGAUUUUAUAGAAAUUUAUCAAUCUUCAGAUGAGAAUUCUUAUAAUCAACGACCUGAAUUAGUCAAAACUGAUCAUAUUCAUGAAACUUUAACAUUUCGAUGGUAUCCAGUGAAAGAUGGUGUUUUUCCAAUGGGAUUAAAAAUGCUUAUACGUGGUACAUUACGAUAUUUUGAUUCGACUGAGUAUAUAAUAGAUAUGACACCAAUAGGUUUUUGGAUAAAAACAAAUUUUACUGUUCAAGUUUUAUCAUCAACUACUUUUCAAAUUCAUUUUGAUCAUAAGAAAUUUUCAUUACCAUUACUUUGUCAUGGAAAUUUAUCAAAAGAUGAUAAUUUUACAAGUUUAAAUCAAGUAUAA
This is a messenger RNA of Rotaria sp. Silwood1, 807 nucleotides long. Lineage: Eukaryota; Metazoa; Rotifera; Eurotatoria; Philodinida; Philodinidae. The record is from the annotation of a GenBank genome assembly.